GGAAGGUGGGAGGUGUUGGAGAUUGAAUGGAAAGGCAUCAAAAGUACCUAAGGUGGACCCUCAUUUUGCACUCAUUGGAUUAAUGAGACAAAAGUCCAUUCUCAUCCCUCUCCCCUCUUCAUUUUCGGCCAAGCUACAGCAAGAAGAGAAAGAAAACUCUUCUUCUUCCUUCCUCCAUUGUUGAAGAGAGCUCAUCAAAGAAGAAUCACCCAAAAAGGAGCUAAAGUGCUAAAAGUGUGAAAUAAUUAAGGCACUUGUAAAGGGUAUUUCAAGUGAUUUCACAAAGUUGGAAAAGUCGCCGGAGUUGUCGCCGGAGUUGACCAAAAGUCGCCGGAGUUUCACCGGAGUUCAACCAAGAAGGGUGGAACUUCAUAACACUAGUUCAAGGUUGAAGCUAGGGCUUGCUACUUGCACCUUCUCACGGGUGGUAUCAAAUCAGGAAGACGUGAAAUGGAGGGCAGGCGAAUGCGAACCAGGAACAAUCCGAGGGGGCAGACGCCGGUAGCAUCCCAAAGGGGGAGCCGGGCUGCAUCUCGGGGUUCAAGAGGAGGCCGUGGAGGCCGUGGAAGCCGUGGAGGUCACCAAGCUCAAACUGUGAGUGAGGGCCAUGUAAGCUCGGUGUAUGAAACCAACACCGAAGACUACGACUCUACAUAUGUUCCGGAAACGGAGCACGAGGAGACCCCAUAUGAUGGGGGUGACACAUACACCGAUGAUGAUGAUGAAGAGAGUGAUGCCAAGUUCGCCCAAAUGGGCGAAUUGCUUGAGUGGUAUCAAAAAGAAAAGUUGAGGAGAGACCUUAGGCGCCAAGCAAGGCGUGGCUCUCGCGGUGGUUCGGGUCAAGGAAGCCGGGGAGCUUCAAGAGCCACUCCCGUGGCGCCACACGAUGGGCGUGAAGGAGGUUUUUGUGUGAGAAUCUCCAAGUACCUCAAGGAGGCUAGGGCCUUGGGGUGUAAGUCCUUUGACGGCACCGGUGACAUUACCGUUGCCGCCGAUUGGAUAAAGAAGGUGAAGGAUGCGGCAAAGGACAUGCAAAUUUCACCGGACGUGAAGUUGACUGUU
This is a messenger RNA of Cuscuta epithymum, 1062 nucleotides long. Lineage: Eukaryota; Viridiplantae; Streptophyta; Magnoliopsida; Solanales; Convolvulaceae. The record is from the annotation of a GenBank genome assembly.